AUGGCUGCAACUGAUACACACCAUGAUGCUGUCGAGAUGCCAUUCGAUCCCAACAAAAUCCAGGCCAUAUAUGAUGAGCAACGCAAUUUACGCCUCAAUGAUGAAGAUACCCAAAGGUAUCGCCAUGUGACAGGGGGUGGCUUCGGUGUUGCUCAAAAGCACGGGAAUACGGAGUCCAAAUUCAUCAGGGACGGGAUUUCUGCUAAGUACGAGGUCAUCAUCGUAGGUGGAGGUUUUGGGGGACUUUUAAGUGCUAUUCAGUUGCUUAAAAGCGGCAUUCAAGACUUUGCUAUUAUCGAGCAAGGUCGUGAUUUCGGGGGUACGUGGUACUGGAACAAAUACCCUGGAGCGCAGUGUGAUGUUGAGUCAUACAUCUACUUGCCUCUUCUGGAAGAGGUCAAUUACAUGCCGAAAGAGAAAUAUAGCUACGCGCCGGAAAUUUUCCGCCAUGCGCAGACCUUGGGUCGCCAUUUUGGUCUGUAUUCAAAAGCAUUGUUCCAGACUACAGUUAAAAGUCUUCACUGGUCAGGGAGCUCCCACCUUUGGAAGGUAGAGACGGACCAGAGCGAUCACCUGUCUGCGCGAUGGGUGGUCCUCUGCCCAGGAAAUCAAAGCACUCCUAGAUUCCCAAACAUACCAGGGGUUGAGUCUUUCCAAGGAGCAAGCUUCCACACAUCUCGGUGGGAUUAUUCAUACACGAAAGGCGAAGGUGAUGGCAAGCUGCUUGGUCUGAAAGGAAAACGGGUCGGUAUCAUCGGUACUGGAGCUUCGGCUGUCCAAGUUGUGCCAAACGUAGCAGAUUACGCGCAGCAUCUCUUCGUGUUCCAGCGCACACCGUCCUCAAUUAGUGUUCGCAACAACCAUCCAACGAGCGAGCCGUGGGCGCUAUCACUAGGAUAUGGGUGGCAGCGUAGAAGAAUGGACAACUUUCAUGCCAUAACUACGGGCAUUGCGGACCCGAACGAAGGUGAUUUGGUCAACGAUGCAUGGACUACAAUGUUGCGCAAGGUCGCCGGGGGUCUGUCUACAAAGAACUCUGGAAGCAACGGCAAUCCAGCCCAGCCUGAUCUUCAACAGAUGGCACAAGCAUCUCAGCUUGCAGAUUUUGAGGUCAUGGAGGGUAUACGAGCUCGCGUCGACCGAGUAGUCACAAAGAACUCAGAUACAGCUUCAGCAUUGAAGCCAUGGUACAAUUUGUUGUGCAAGCGGCCGUGCUUCCAUGAUGGAUACUUGCAGACGUUCAAUAAAGAGAACGUCACAUUGGUGGACACCUCAGGCAAAGGCGUCGAAGCGGUCACAUCAGAAGGCGUGGUUGUAAGAGGCCAACACAUAGAGUUGGACUGCAUAAUUUACGCAACAGGCUUCGCAUGGCAGACCGAAUGGACAGAACGUACUGGCAUACAGAUUUUUGGCCGCGACGGACUCCCAAUAACGAAAAAGUGGGCUGAAGGCAUGUCAACAUUUCAUGGCUGGGGCACGCAUGGCUUUCCAAACUUGAUAUUGAUGACACAUGCCCAGUCUGGCCUGUCAGUAAAUUACACACACACGAUAAUCGAGAAGGCAGAGCAUAUGGCAUAUAUCAUUGAGAGUUGCCGAGCUCGGGGUAUACAGGCAGUCGAGCCGACUGGUGAGGCUGAGAACGCCUGGGUUCACGAAUGUCUGCGCGUUGCUGAGCCAAGGAAUGAAUUCCUUCGUCGCUGCACCCCCAGCUACUUCAACUACGAAGGGCAAAUGAGUACUAAGCUGCUUCGGUCGAACUUUUACUCAGGCUCUCCUAAUGAAUAUCAGCGCGAACUUACUAGAUGGAGAGAGAAUGGUGAAUUGGAAGGGCUUAUCCUCCAUUAUUAA
Messenger RNA from Pseudovirgaria hyperparasitica, 1848 nucleotides. Its product is annotated as phenylacetone monooxygenase. Bases 1 to 1848 code for a protein of 615 amino acids. The record is from RefSeq and is a predicted model, not a curated record. Lineage: Eukaryota; Fungi; Ascomycota; Dothideomycetes; Acrospermales; Acrospermaceae. The transcript has 3 exons. Gene Ontology annotation, molecular function: N,N-dimethylaniline monooxygenase activity; NADP binding; flavin adenine dinucleotide binding.